ACCCAACUGGUCCCCGCCCGCCCGCAGUCAGCUGAUGGGCCGCCCGUCGCGGAGACCGCCGCCGCCGCUCGAACAUGGCGGCCGAGAUCCACUCCAGGCCGCAGAGCAGCCGCCCGGUGCUGCUGAGCAAGAUCGAGGGGCACCAGGACACCGUCACGGCCGCGCUGCUCAUCCCCAAGGAGGACGGAGUGAUCACGGCCAGCGAAGACAGGACUAUCCGAGUAUGGCUGAAAAGAGACAGCGGUCAGUACUGGCCCAGCAUUUACCACACAAUGGCCUCUCCCUGCUCUGCUAUGGCUUACCAUCAUGAUAGCAGACGGAUAUUUGUGGGCCAGGAUAAUGGAGCCGUGAUGGAAUUUCACGUUUCUGAAGACUUUAAUAAAAUGAACUUUAUCAAGACCUACCCAGCUCAUCAGAACCGGGUGACGGCGAUCAUCUUCAGCCUGGCCACUGAGUGGGUGAUCAGCACUGGCCACGACAAGUGCGUCAGCUGGAUGUGCACCCGCAGCGGGAACAUGCUCGGGAGGCACUUCUUCUCUUCCUGGGCCUCGUGUCUGCAAUAUGACUUUGAUACUCAGUAUGCGUUUGUCGGCGAUUACUCUGGACAGAUCACCCUGCUGAAACUUGAACAGAGCACCUGUUCAGUUAUUACCACCCUUAAAGGACAUGAAGGGAGCAUCGCCUGCCUCUGGUGGGACCCUGUUCAACGGUUACUCUUCUCAGGAGCGUCCGACAACAGCGUCAUCAUGUGGGACAUCGGGGGCAGGAAGGGCCGCACGCUCCUGCUCCAGGGCCACCAUGACAAGGUGCAGGCGCUGUGCUACCUUCAGCUCACGAGGCAGCUGGUCUCCUGCUCCUCGGAUGGUGGAAUUGCAGUGUGGAACAUGGACGUCAGCAGAGAAGAGGCUCCUCAGUGGUUGGAAAGUGAUUCUUGUCAGAAAUGUGAACAGCCCUUUUUCUGGAAUAUUAAGCAAAUGUGGGACACGAAGACACUGGGGUUGAGACAGCAUCACUGCCGGAAGUGCGGGCAGGCUGUCUGUGGCAAGUGCAGCAGCAAGCGCUCCAGCUACCCCGUCAUGGGCUUCGAGUUCCAGGUCCGAGUCUGCGAUUCCUGCUACGACUCCAUCAAGGACGAGGAUCGGACAUCUCUAGCAACCUUCCACGAAGGAAAACAUAACAUCUCCCACAUGUCCAUGGACGUCGCUAGGGGCCUGAUGGUAACCUGCGGGACCGACCGCGUGGUGAAGAUUUGGGACAUGACGCCUGUGGUGGGCUGCAGUCUGGCCACCGGCUUCUCUCCACACUGAUGCGGGGCCGGCGGGGUCUGAGUCUUCGCGGCGGCCACCUUCCCCCACACACGACGCUUCCCUCUAGCUCCACAGUCCCUGUCACGUGGAUGGACAGCCAGCCACUAAAAAACAAAUCAGCAUUUUUAUAAAGAACAAAACGUGAGCGUGUGUUUUUGGGCAUUUGUGGAACUAUCCGUGGGGACCGACAUAGCGGGUCCCCGAGGAGUGGAGUUAUUCCAGCGAGACGUCCUGCGAGCGGUGAGCUGACGUGUGCCGAGACGGUAAUUUAGCACACGAGAGUUUCAGAAGAAAAACACUGAACAAAUGAGUUAAAGCCUAGAAGUUUCUUCAAGCAAUUCCAAGUGCAAACACACUCCCCUCCCCCCAGACUUGCCGGGCGCUCGGGAGCUCCUGCGCAUCUCCGCGGUCAGAGCAGGGACUCCAGGGAGGAGGACUUGCGUUCUCUCUCGGGGCGGGGGUGCAGGGGUCUUAGGAACCCAGAGGCCCUCCUCGUCCGCUGGCGUCUGUGAAUAUUCCCCACCCCUGGCCACUGACAGACCUCUUCAGGGUACCUGUCCUCUCCGGGUGGGGCAAUGUCUACACUUAACGUGUGGUCCGCUUCAGUUGUUUCCCGUCCCAGCCAGCGUGCCGUGGGCGGACCCUUACGGUUGUCACCACGUGAGCGGUAUGGCGUCUAUACUGACCACGGGAGUCCACACCCUUCCCUGUCCCCCAGAUGUGCUCUGAGGACAAGACGUCUCUAUGGUGCUGUUAACAUGGGACUCGCACAAGCCGCCUGACUUUUUCCUCAUUGCAACUAGGGAUGACUAAUGGCAGACCCAGCUACCAGCAUGACUGGGAUGGGAAACGAGCAGCCCGCUCCGUGGAACAGCCCAGUCCUCCUGAAAGACACAGUCUGUUUGCAGCCCAGGAUGAGCCCCUGUAAAUACCGUGACACUUCAGUAGACACCUCAGAAGAGAACUCCAAAGCUUUUUAAACUAGGUUGACUUUUAAUUACAACUUACUUCAUAGGAAGAAAUCGGUAACCCAGAGCAGUGACUAUUAGCAAGGUCCUGCACAGGUAUUCCCAACUUGUAAGUUACUCCCAGAACAGUUAUCAAAAUCUCUUGCUAUCACGUGGCAUUUUAAUUUAAAAGUUUUUGGCCACUUAGUACCAGGAUUGGGGAAGAGGUAGGAAAUGGGGAGCCUGUCUUUUAAUAUUCAAAUAUUUAUUUGUUUUUAAUGGCAGAUCGGGCUUCCCUGGUAGCUCAGACAGUAAAGCGUCUGCCUACUGACAAUGUGGGAGACCCGGGUUUGAUCCCUGGGUUGGGAAGAUCCCCUGGAGAAGGAAAUGGCAACCCACUCCAGUAUUCUUGCCUGGAAAAUCCCAUGGACUGAGGAUCCUGGUAGGCUACAGUCCGUGGGGUCGCAAAGAGUUGGACACGACUGAGCGACUUCACUUCGAUGGCAGAUCACGUGUCUUGUUACUUUAGGACUAUUUUAAGGAUAGAUUUUAAAAUAGAUAGCAGCAGUAUUUUUGUUAGUCUUACUAAUGGAUAUAGAAAAAUACUACUGCAUUGCUUUUAGGGGAUCAAACCAAGACAGCAUCAUUCUGUGUGACAUAACUAAGGGACUAAACAGUUUUAAAUAACAGUUGUUAAUGAAAAUGUGUUUUUAAUAACAGUUUAAGACAGGCAAUUAAGAUGUCUUAAUGGCCAGUGGCAUAAAUUAGGAAAGGAGGUCAGGUCAUCAUGUUCUAGAAUGAUCUGCAGUAGACAUUGACUUGCCUUCAGAAAUAAGACUGAAGGGUUUUGUUGCUCCUUGUAAUUUUUGUGUUAUAUCACCUGAAAAAGAUGUUUUCUUUCAAAACUUGCCUUAGGCCCUUUGCAGAAUGUGUGUUGCUGACAUAAUCCAGGAGAAAAAUCGAGUGGUGGUAACUUGAACAGUAGUGUUGAAUGUCAGCUUAGUUUAAUUACUGGUUCAGCUCAUACAUACACAGGUGCUAUGCUGGGGAUUCUCUGAAGUCCUGAAAGGAAAAGAGAAUAUGAACUACUCCUUGCCAUGCUGGAGAAUGCUACACAACGGUUUUGCUUUCCUUCAGCCUCUGUAAAAUGUGACUUUAUGAUGUCUGUGGUGGCCUGAGCAGUUCGGUAGCUGUCAAGGAUAUGCCAUAGCUUUUUGACUUCUUUUAAUUUUAAAAGAUUCCUAAUGAAAAACCUAAUGUUUCAUAGAGAGUGUAAGGCUGAUCCAGCGCCUCCUUAGGGGUGAAGCUAACAUAAGUCAAGAGGGAGAGGUCUGUGUCAGAAAGAAUUGGAGCCAGGUAUCUGGAAAAGGAAAGGAGAAAGUUUCAAUAUAUUUUCUUUCCACCAGAGCUUACUGCCAUUUUUUGUUUUAAACAUACAUAUGGUAGGCUUGUCUUGUCUCUGUCACACGCAAGGUAGUAAAUGGGGUAAUAUUUUUUAUAGAAGUGGGUAAAAAUUUUAGUGAUUGGGCGCAGAGAGUAUAGACUUCUGGUUAUUGCCUUAUUUUGACUGCAUUACUCUUAAACGUGUCAUUUACAAUAUAUAGUUCUUCAAAUAAUGGUUUACCAGUCUUUCCAUUCCUGAAUACUCCUGCAGAGUCCCUCUUGGGGAUCAUGAAGAACAGAAUGUUAAGAGAAGAUCCUUUUGUUUAGAUCUAGUAUUCGUGGGGUCUCAGAGUGGGACACAACCUAGUGACUGAACAACAACAAAAGGUUCGUGAUCAAGACUUGCCAAUUCUUCCUUCUAAAUGUGUUUUAAAAUUGCUCUUUAUUAGUGGAAGUGAUAGGAAUAUACUCUUAGAGCAUUAGAUGGAAGCAGACCAUUCAUUACACUGUAAAUCUAUUUACUGUGUCUUAGUUCUGUCCUGCUGCCUAGAGGCCAUAAACAAAACAUACUACUUUAUACUUUAGAAGGUGGUGUCACUUUCUUUUCCCCCUAUAGCAUUCAGUUUGUUAGUACCUACAGAUUUAAACUGUUGAAACUGGCCUGAGUAUGGAAUAAAAUCACAGUGGCUCAGAUUCAAGGAGUUAUUUUCUAAAAUCAGUUUUCAUUAAUUACUUCCUACUUCAUUCCUGGAUCUGGUAUCCCUUAAAAUGUAAGAAACCCGGUUACUAUUAAUGAUAAACCGUCUGCUCAUUAUAAAUGUGAGUUUAACAAAUAAGUAAUACAUGCUGUAUUUGUGUGUCUAUUGCUUAAUUGUUAAUUGUGAGCAGAUCAUUGAAUGCCUACUCUAUUUUCUGCAAUUUACUACACAAUAAUUCUUUGAGUAAGUUGAUGUUUAAUUGUGCAACAAAUUUAUACUAGAACACAAUUUAAAGUGUUUUUCUCUCUAGACUUUUUUGACUAGGGAGGCAAAGGGCAAUGUUGAUUAGUACAUUUUGUCUUGUACUACUAGCUACGUUUCUAUAAAAUAGGGUGCCCUGCGUGUCCCAGAGAGCUAGAAACCUUUGUUCUUUGCUCCUGUUUGUGGGUUCUGUUUUUGUGUUUUUUUUGAGAACAUGCGUACAAUAAAGUGUUCCUUGCUUGUUACCCUGUUGUUUAAUUUAGCUUUUGCUCUGUUUGACCUGGACAUAGUGCAGCAGGAGUAACUGCCAUGAGUUUAGUGCUGCCUCUGUGCUGGCUGCCCUGCCGACCUCAUACUCUUCAUUCCUGGCGACACUUCUGCAAGGCAGUUUUCUCCAUUUUACAAAUGAGAAGACCAAGUGGAUCUUAUCUGUCCGUCUGACUCAAGAGCAUGUACCUUCUUUAUAAGGCACACGCCUGCCUUAAUGUGCUAGCAUGUAAUGGGGGUUUGGUAUAAAGGAAGUAGGUAUGAUCUGUCUUGAAGUUUAUGAGGCCCUGGAGUGAGAUUGCUCAGGAUACCCAGGCCCCCUGAGAGCCCUGAGCCUCGUGGAGACAGCAUGAGCCCUGCCCUGGGUCCCCUUGCAAACAGCUUAGUUUUUUGCAAGAAACACAGGAUGAUUUCAGAUCCGGGAGAACAGAGUUCUCGGCUUAGCUGAUUAGGGGUUGAUUUAGAGAUCAGAACAGCAGUUUAUUGAGGGUUGUUUUUUUUUUUUUUUUUAAACCAAAGCUUUAUUUUCUCUCAUCAUCAGAAUGUUUAUUGGCAGUUCCCUGGUGCUCCAGUGGUUCGGACUCAGUGCUGUCCCUGUCAGGGGCCCUGGUUCCCUCCCUGGUCGGGGAGCUGCGAUCCCACAAACUGUGCGGCGUAGCCAAAGAAAAAAAUAUAAUAAUAUGUUUAUUAGAAUUUAAUAAAAGGAAAAUAAAAAGAUAAUACCAAAAAAAGUAUUUAAAAUAUUUAUUUUUAAAUUCUUUAGUGCAACCACCCAGAGAAACCACUGUUAAAUUUAUGCUAUAUAUCUUCCCAGCAUUUUUGCUUUUUUUUUUAAAUGCAUGUAUACAUGCAGGACACAUACUUAUAGACCUGUUGUUAAGGGGUGCCUGCCUUCUUGCUCCACCUGAUGUAGUGUGGAGAGUUUGCCCCAUGCCCAGAAGUGGUGCUCCCUGUUAGCCUCAUCAGCUGCUGCAGAGUCGAAGUGGGUGCUAGCUCUGUGCCCGUGCACUGGGACAGUCAGCCUCCAGCUCUGUGAAGGUGGGUAAGGCCACGUGACUUGCUUCAGCCCAUGACGCGCAGUCAGGAGCAUUUAAUUGUGGGUAAGAGGCUUAACCACCAGUUUCUUUGGGAUGCCAAGCCAUCCCAUGAAACCCAACGUGCCCUGGAUCUGCAGUGGGUGUUACUCAGUCUUCUGUUGCUUUAGUUUGCUGAGGUAAGGGUUUUCAGUUCAGUUGCUCAGUCGUGUCUGACUCUUUGCGACCACAUAGACUGCAGCACGCCAGGCUUCCCUGUGCAUCACCAACUCCCAGAGCUUGCUCACUCAUGUCAUCGAGUCAGUGAUACCAUCCAACCAUCUCAUCCUCUGUCGUCCCCUUCUUCCACCUUCAGUCUUUCCCAGCAUCAGGGUCUUUCCCAAUGAGUCAGUUCUUCCCAUCAGGUGACCAAAGUAUUAGGGUUUCAGCUUCAGCAUCAGCCCUUCCAAUGAAUUUUCAGGACUGAUUGCCUUUAGAAUUGACUGGUUUGAUCUCUUUGCAAUCCAAGGAACUCUCAAGAGUCUUCUCCAACACCACAGAUUUUUAGCUGCAGCAUAAUCUAGCCUGAACAACUGUAUUCCAUUAUUCCAUUAUGUGACUAAACCGUCCUUUAUUUCACUGAUGUCAUUAGUUGAAGUUAGGUUACACAUUUUUAGAAUAUUUAAAUUUUCAAUUAAAACUAAACAUUUUAAAAUACUAAACUCAGCAUGCUUGUGUAUUCUUAUUUGUCCAUUUUUCCAAUUAUUUUCUUAGGAUGCAUUCUUAGAAGUAAAAAUCGCUAGGUCAAAGAAUAUCUAUUCUAAGUUUUUACUCUUCUUGCGAAUAUCCUCAUACCAUUGCCAAUACUUGAAUUGGUUCCUUUGCACAGGCAAUAAACAGGCAUAGCUUAAGUGUCUCAGUCUAUGAAAUUCCAGUUUAUUAACGUUUGAGUUUCUGUGGGACAGUCUAGAUAGAACCCCAGUCACCCCGGGAAGGCCGCUCAGUGGACAGGAUGCAGAGGAAGAAAGGUUGGUGGGUGAUCCUGCUGCUGUCACAACGGCCUGAUAUGUGUGUCUCCAAGGUUGCUGGAGGGUGAGCUGGUCUCUCUUUACUUGGGAAGUGGAAGCAGACUAACAAGUUCUUGUGUCCUGCCUUCCCUUUUAGGUGUUACCUGGCUUACUUGUGAAAAUAUUCUCAGGAGGGAAUGUAGGUACUUGAGAUAUAGCUUCCUUUCCCAUCCACCAGUCUUUAGUCCCUGAGUUUCCUUGACACCAGUAUAAUUAGAUCUCUUUCUAUAUCUUUCAUCGCACAUACAGACCAUCCCUUAGGAAGCUUGUCCCAUAUUGAUACAUAAAGUUGAGUAACUCAUUCUGAGACCAUGAGUUCUGUCAUUUGUAGUAUAGAGAUGGAGCCUGAGAGAAAGUUUCCCGGGUCAAACCCAAGUGGAAGACUGACGAGUCAAGCUUUGGCCCAUCUGACCUCAAAACCCAUGCUCCUCUUUCUAGUGCCCCAUCUUGAUUUUUCUGUGAAGAGAGUUUAAAUCCUGAACUUGACAUUCUGGAGAAUGAUGAAGUAAUAGAAAUUUAUUUACAUAAAUAAAUAAGGGUCAUGUGGCAUGUUUCCCAACACCCUAGUGUUUGAGAUCGAGAGGACCGUUCAGUUGCUUAGUCAUGUCCAACUCAUUAUGACCCCAUGAAUCGCAGCACGCCAGGCCUCCCUGUCCAUCACCAACUCCCAGAGUUUACCCAGACUCAUGUCCUUUGAGUCAGUGAUGCCAUCCAACCAUCUCUGCCAUCCCCUUCUCCCACCUUCGAUCUUUCCCAGCGUCAGGGUCUUUUCACGUGAGUCAGUUUUUCAAAUCAGGUGGCCAAAGUAUUGGAAUUUCAGCUUCAACAUCAGUCCUUCCAGUGGGCCAUUAGGACUCUAUUUAUCAUGCUCCCCCGCCCAGUCAUGAAUCAGUGGUGGCCCUGAUAAGUGGUUUCUUUGGUAACAAUGCCAAAAUUUCUUACAAACCAAUCAUUUCCCAUAUACUCUAAAGAACAGGGAUCCUUAGUCUAUGUUCUACGAUAUUUAUGAUACUCUUCUUAUUUUUGCAUCAUUUCGAAGUGGUUAAAAAAUUCCUUCUAGAAAGUAAAUUUUAUUUUUAUCUGAAAUAGAUUAAUGCACAACAACGAAUGUAGGCAUGUCCCCAAAUCAAAAAUUUGAAAGAACUUGGAAAUCACUCUUCUAAAGUAUGGCUGUUAAAGCCUAUGACACUUGUAAUGGAUUUUUAUUUAGAUCUUCCCUCAUAAGGGGGAUUAUCAUCUAUCCCUGCAACAUUUAAGAAUGGCCAAUAACUUGUAGACUCUGGAAACAAACUCACCUAGUAGAGUCUCAUGUUACAUUUACAUGUUACAUGAUUUUACUGUUUCAGAAUUCAGAGUGUCAUUCCCUUAUUAAAUAUGAUAAUUCUUUUGACAAUAUAAUGGUAACCAAGUAUUUCCCUAGCUGUAGGCUGUUCCCAAUUAAUGCAGUGAUAUUAAAAUUUGCAUGAUCCCACAACUUGUUGAAUUCAGGAAAACUGAAGUCACAGAGAAGAAGAUGAUUUUCCAACACGUGCAGGUUUAUUUAGACUCUUCUUCUGUACCCACCACAUACUUUAAAUCACGACAGGAAAGUUGCCACGUGCAUGGUGAUGGCCUGCUAACGUGUGCACUGGCUCCUGCCAGAGAGCCUCUGGAAGGCGGGGACUAGCCUUUCUGUGUCGUCACUGCCCUUCAUACCCGAGUUUCUGCCCAUCCACUGAAAAUGCCAUAUCAGGCUGAAUGCGUUGGUUUUGUGUGCUCUUCCUUGAGCUGUUACCUAGAGUUAGAGGAACUAGUUAGAGAGCAGCUUCUAAAAUGAAGUAGAAACAUCUGGUGGACUUAGCCCAGUGUGGCGUCAAAGGGGAACUUCCCAGUUGGCUUAGUGGUACAGAAUCCAUUGGCCAAUGCGGGAGAUGCAGGUUCGAUCCCUGGGUCGGGAAGAUCCCCAGAAGGAGGAAAUGGCAACCCACCCCAGAGGAAAAAAGCAUAUGGUCAAACAAAUUUAUUUCUGGGUUUACUUACAUAAAAAUAAUUUUUUGCUCAAGUGACUUGGGACUUGUAUUUCUACAUUAUUAAUGUACUUUCAUGUUGUUUGUAUUUUAUUGACAUUGAAUUGUCUUUUGCUGCAGGAGUCUAUCAGCUGUAUCUAUCUAAUGAGUCCCACGUUGCAAACGUGUGUUGAAAUAACAGACAAGCUUGCAGACCCAAACCUCAGUACAAGCCUAGUGGCUCUACCCUCAAAGUGCAUCCUCCCAGUACAGCCACUUUUCACCAUCCGACUCCUGUUACCACGGUUCAGUUCCCUGGCAUCUGGACUGCGCCAGUGGCCUCCUAACCCGUCCCCCAGCUCCUACCCCUACCAGCCUUUUCUCAACAUGCCUGUUAAAACACAACUCUGAUCACGCCAUUCUUGGACACAAAACCCUCAAGACUCCACCCCACCCACAGUAGACCCCCUAGUUGUGAACAGUCCAGUCAUCACCUCCCUGACCCCUGUGCUGUCCUUGCUCACUCUGGUCUAGCCACGCAGCUGUUGUGUUCAUUGCUCUAACUCUAUGGGACAGAGAAUUUGUGCAAACAGCAUAGACCUCAGUAGGCACUCAAUAAUUAAUGAGGUGGGACUUCCCUGGUGGUCCAGUGCUUACUUAAGACUGUGUGCUUCCACCUCAGGAAGCAUGGGUUCCAUCCCUGAGAACAAAGACUCAUUGUGCAAGCCUUGUGCCACCACAGCCAAAAAAAUUUUUAAACUAGCAAUAUUUUAAAAAAUAAAUACAUAGCAUUGCCUGUAUGUGUACAGUUUGGAUGCAGUGUGCGUAAAUGACAAGGAACUUAACUGAAUUUUCUCAGGGAGUGAGUCGGUAGUGUGAAAUUCCUGUUCCUCCACUGCCAUCAUUCCUGCCUACCCUGUCCUUCCUUCCAAGCUACUCCAACAGUUUCCAGAGGCCAGAAGGAGCAGUUAGAGAAAAGUGGGGAGAUACUAUAGAGGCUAAGUACACAGGGAACAUGAGACGUUUCUAAAACAUUAAACACUAAUUCCAGCUUUCUGAUCAUCAUAAGACCUAAUCAGAUGUAACUUCACUCUGCAGCUUCAUGCUUGAUGGGGUGUGUGAUUUUAAAAUAUCUGUGCAAAUGCUUAGACCUUGCUUCUGUUGAGUGGUGGGUCUUAGGUGCCUUCCCCUUGAUUCUGGGCCAGCCUUAGUGACUCUCCAAUAGAAUGUGGCAGAAGUGACUGUGCAGUAUCUGAGGCUAGAUCAGAACACGACCUGCAGCUUCCACCGGGCUCUCUGCGGGACACCAGGCACCUGAGACCAACAGGUAUUCUGGUCAGCUGCCGAGCUUGAGCAUGGCCAGCAUUAACUGCCAGCCGAGUGCAUGUGACAUCUUGGAUGUCCAGCCCAGCUGAGCUUGCAGAUGCCUGCGGAUCCAGCUGCCAACUGCCGUAGCAGGAGAGACACCCAGUUGAGGGCUGCCAAGGUGAGCCCUUCCUGAAUUCCAGACCCACAAAACUGUCAACAAAAUAAAAUGCUUGUUUGAAGCUG
Dama dama (fallow deer) is the source of this 10479-nucleotide messenger RNA. RefSeq names its product WD repeat and FYVE domain containing 1 (gene WDFY1). Lineage: Eukaryota; Metazoa; Chordata; Mammalia; Artiodactyla; Cervidae. The record is from RefSeq and is a predicted model, not a curated record. The coding region runs from base 75 to 1307 and encodes 410 amino acids. The transcript has 12 exons. Gene Ontology annotation, molecular function: metal ion binding; protein binding.